AUGAAGUUCAGCACCGCCAUCAGCACAGCAACUUUCAUCUUCCUCGUCACCGCCCGAGUAAUCAAACCACCUUCAACAUCCCCCGACGACUUCCAACUCACCACCGCCUUCUGGGACGACGACUACGCCUCGCCCAGCGAAUGGACUACCUACACCACCAAAGGCGGCGCCCUCAUGUGCGGCCUGACGGGCUCCGACGAAACCGCCGGCUCCCUCCUCCAAGACACACACAACCCGCCCUCAGCCGCCAGCCCCUUCACCAGCGACCUCAAGUCGGAGCUUCAAACCUGGCACUGGCGCAGCGUCAACCCUGCCUCUUUCAGCUGCAGCUUCUCUACCCACUGGAACUUCCCACAUGCCAUGCACUCGUUGGGUUUAAGCGGCACAUCAGCCGCCCAGGGUGGCGAUAAUCACUGUUAUAGAAUCGAGCAUUGGGACCCGGAGAUGCAGGAUGAGCGUGGAAAUCAGGUACCUGCAAUAAAUCAAUGGUAUAGUGUUCCUGGGGUGGAGAGGCAGUAUCGUGCGACGAAAUCCCACUACGAAUUCGCCAUCAAUACCAUCGGCGGCGCCCUCUACGGCCUCUUCCUCGAAAGCCCCCAGUCCGCUGCCCGCACCCUCUGGUACGCGGGCAAGCGGUCCCCGAACCGCGAAGAUCUACCCGCCUUACGUGCCUUCUCGGAUAUUCUCUGGGGAUACUGGGUGCGCGACAACGCGCACGUGGGAAACGUACGGUUUUUCUUCAUGAUAGGGAUUUCGAAUGAUGUUACGAAUAGGCUUAUUGCGAGUGCGUUACGGGAUGCGGGGAAGACGUUGGUGGAGUGGCCCGGGGUGGAAUUUGGGAUGGGAACGGAGCAGGGCAAGGCAUUGUUAGGAUCACCCAACGGAGCAGCCUUUGCGUAUUUUCUCAUGCAGCAUAAGGCGCACUUGGGGCAAAAGGCUAUCACGAAGGUUACGGUUUUCCGGCCGGAGAACGAUGACGAUGUGGAUUUUGUGGAUGCAUCCUUGUGCUUUCAUGUUGCGGAUUGGGGACAAGCGGUUGGAGAGGAGAUGGAGAGACACAUUGUGAGUAGGAAUGUAGCGGGCGAUGUUGCGAAUAGGAGUUUGACUAGGGUGCAUAAAAUUCAUUCCUAG
Bipolaris oryzae ATCC 44560 is the source of this 1131-nucleotide messenger RNA. RefSeq lists its product as uncharacterized. NCBI's taxonomy places the organism in Eukaryota, Fungi, Ascomycota, Dothideomycetes, Pleosporales, Pleosporaceae. Bases 1 to 1131 code for a protein of 376 amino acids. The record is from RefSeq and is a predicted model, not a curated record. The transcript has 3 exons.